CGAGCGCUGUCCUGGGCCUAUCGGCAUGGACGUGCCGGCUGGCCCUCAUUUCCUCGAGAGCGAGUGGGUGAUCUGGGAGCACCGCGCGCCCGACAAGAACAAGUCCUAUGAGGACAACAUGGCGAAGUUGUGCGAGGUGGCAACAGUGGAGGACUUUUGGCGCGCGUGGAACAAUAUCCCGAAGCCCUCAGAGAUCUUCUACGACGGCAGGACGCGCAAGAAGUUCGCGUCGCGCACCGUCGAGGCGUUCUCCGUCUUCAAGAAAAACAUCAAGCCGGAGUGGGAGGACCCCGCGAACCGGUCUGGAGCGGAGUGGUACUGCCGAAGGGCCUUCACGAUGCCACAGCUCGACGAGUUCUGGCUCCACAUCGUCCUGGGCAUGAUUGGAGAGACGCUUGACGCCGGCGACGAAAUUUGCGGCGCGCGCGUGGUCGACAAGUCGGUCAACGGGCGGACGAUGUACCGGCUAGAGCUGUGGUUCCGCAAGAACGACGACGCUCUCUCCAAGGAGCUGCUCGCCAAGAUGCAGGAGGCGUUGGGCAAGGGCGCGCAGACUUGCAAGUGGGACCUGCGUUCGCACUAGAGCAGACGAGCUUCUCCUUCUCUGCACUUUAUGCUGCUGAGCCCAGCCUGCCGCUCUCGCGCCUCAGGGUGCCGCACGCCGGUUAGUGCAGGCGCGGCUUUUUCUGUACGGUAAAGGUUUUCGGUAUACAUGUA
Molecule: messenger RNA, 717 nt
Organism: Emiliania huxleyi CCMP1516
Lineage: Eukaryota; Haptophyta; Isochrysidales; Noelaerhabdaceae
Exons: 2
Coding region: 26-583 (185 amino acids)
Biological process (GO): translational initiation
Cellular component (GO): eukaryotic translation initiation factor 4F complex
Molecular function (GO): RNA 7-methylguanosine cap binding; translation initiation factor activity
Source: RefSeq, a predicted model, not a curated record